GAAGAAUAAGAAAAGCGGAAGUCAUCUUCUUGUGGCAGGUGCGUAGGAAAUAAAUAACGUUUUUAAACGUAUUUACUAGCUAAUAAAUAUACCGCUGGUGUUGUAUUUUUUUAUGUUUAUUUUGUAACAUACACAUAUAAAUCAAUGGCAUGAAUGUCUUCGACUUAGCUUCCAUUAUAGGCCCUUAGUGAGAGCUUGCUAGCUGUUGCGUGCUACCCGAUGACUGUUGACAGCAGUUGUAAAUUAAUUUGUUUAUUUCAAAAUGUAACUAGAGAAGACCUGUGGGAGACAACUUAAUGGAAUAAUAUGUAGUAUCUAGCUACGUAACUAACAUAUCCUUGCUAACAUUUGCCAUAAAGAGUGUGUUUGUGGGUGCGUGUGUGUGUGUGUCCUCUUCCUCCAGAUAUAGGGUAGUGGUCUUCAUCCAGUCCAGGUUAAGGAGGUUGCUACCUGGCGGUCUGUCUGUUAGUAUGUCGUCCAGGAGAGAACAAAGUUCCAGGUCCCUUUUAUUCGGCCUGCUGGUUGUACUGCUCUGUGAAGUGAUCUCCUUUGCACACGCUAGUAAGGUAUGUCAAUACUAGGACUAUCAACUCUGGUGUAUUCUACUGUAGCCUGAGUCCCAGAUCUGUUUCUACUGGCUUGCCAAUUCUAUUGCCAGGGCUGCGAACUUUUGAAGAAAGCUUUGAGUGAGAUUUGCUAUGUGAAUUUCAUUGCCCAAUGGCACAACCCCUAGACGGGGGUCUGGGUGUCCUCCCCCAGGAAAAAUGUACUGUUUUAAAGCUCAUUUCCUGCAAUUCUACAUAUUCUGACAUGGCUUAGGCCUAUGACCAGAGUGAGAAAAAAAAAACACAGGUCAGGUGUAUUUAGGACGACAGUUACUUUGAGUAUUCGAGUACUUCGAGCUGACUAGGUGAAAAAUCUGUCUGUGCCCUUAAGCAAGGCCUAAUUGCUCCUGUAAGUCGCUCUGGAUAAGAGCGUCUGCUAAAUGACUAAAAUGUAAUGUAAUGUAAAAUGAGUAUGCAAAUAUUUUUUUACAUAUUUAUUUGGUGGUUUGACACUUUAUUCAGACAGUAAUUAAAUUAGAUGGAGAGACAGGAAAAUGGGAAGGUUGGAUGCAGGGAUUGAUCCCUGUUCUCAGGUGGAAAGCUGGACACAAACAUAUUGUAUUUUGUAAUUUAGGUAAACUAUCUCUUUAAAAUAGGGCUGAAAGAAAAUCCUGCUUGCUCUCCGGGAGGGUUGACUACCCCUGAUGUUUCCCAAGUUCUGGUUGUUUAAAAAUAUUCUUGUUAUAACAAUUAAUUUCUCAAAAUCACUGAACCUUCAAGAAAAGUCUAAUGAAUAUCAAUAUUCUGCUGGAUUAUUCCUACUAGUUGAAGAUCCUUGCCAUCAUCUUACUCUACAUAGACAAAAUAUGUUGAGUUUAUGAUUUUUAAGCCCCCCUAAAAUGUCAACAAUUAUAUUUGAUUCCUGGAGCAUAUAAUAUCCAGUGCUUAUUUGUAUGACUUAUUCAAAACUGUCCAUGAAUGGCUGAAAAAAUACAUAGCCUCAUAUAAUACAUUUUCAAAGACACAAGUAGGCAUAUCAGAUUUCACAUAUGGGAUUACACUGGCAACAUUGGGAAGAAGUGGAAUAAUAAAAUGUGUGGGGAAUAACAGUAGUGUUCUUGCUGACAAGCACAGUAAUUACCCUAUAUUGUUGCCCAUUGUUAAGAGUGAGAAUUGUUCAACUGAUCAGACUAAAUAAAGUAAAUAGAUAAUAAAAUCUCCUGAAGAGAAGAUGACAAAUCUGCCCUUACACAUUUUUACAUUUUAAAUUUUAGUCAUUUAGCAGACUUACAGUUAGUGAGUGCAUACAUUUACACCAAAACCAAAUUAUGUUUCUAUUUAUUGUCCCCCCUCUAGAAUAAAACGUACACUUUUGGGUUCACAAGCUGUUUGACAAAAGUAUUUUCAGUUACAAAUCAGGUCACCCUACCAAACUUCCCUGCUAAAACAAACUGUAGAUCUGUGCUGCCUUUUCGUUGUCACAGCCUAAAAGCCAAUCACCAAACAAGGGGACUAAUGCAAGUGUGGAUUAAACAUGCUGUCAAAAGGCUGCAUUCUUUAAUAUGGGCGGGAGUAACAGCAAAGUCAUUUUGUUGACAUUGUACAAAAAAAGAGCGCUACCAUUCUGCUAUUUUUACAGUUUUAUUAACUUAGCAGAUACCAUUCUCUCUUUCCAUUCAGUUCUAAUCUAAUCUUAAGAGGCAUUUCUUUAAAACAUGCAUCCAAUCCCCUUGAUCCCUAACAUAACUAGACCAAUCAUAUGCUUCAAUGUUCCGCGGUUAACAGUGCUGUGGCAAGACAGGACAAUGAUAGAGGUUCUGCUCGUGAUGGUAAAUUGCAGGCGCAGAUGCUCUGAUUUCAAAACAAUUUGGAGCACAGUUGAAAAGUUAAUGCAAUGACUAUAAUGGACUAAUUAGAAAAAUAAAAGCAGUACUUUUCAAUAAGUGAGAUAUAAGAGGUGUGCCGUGAGAGUGUGAGAAGAGGGUCAAAUGCGUGUCUCACAUCCAAUGCGUGAGAGUUUGCAGCUCUGCAUUGCUCUGAUUGCCUACAACGUUUGGCGUGACAAAUGACAAUCACAGUAAUGGCGUUAACAAGACAGCACAAAUAGAUCUGGUAUAAGCUAGUGUAUACUGCUACCAUUUUUUGAUAAUGCACAUAUCACUGUAUAGUAAUAAGGAUCUUCUCUAUAUUCACAGAGUUUUGAAGAUGUGCGCUGCAAGUGUAUCUGUCCACCCUACAGGAACAUCACCGGACACAUCUACAACAGGAAUGUCUCCCAGAAAGAUUGGUGAGGGAUUUUCUAGUGCAUAACAUGUGCAUGCACAUCAUGCUGAAUUCACAAUCUAGUCUUCCACAAAGAAUCCCCACAUAGUUAAUAAUAAUAAUAUAAUAAUAUGCCAUUUAGCAGACGCUUUUAUCCAAAGCGACUUACAGUCGUGCGUGCAUACAUUUUUGUGUAUGGGUGGUCCCGGGGAUCGAACCCACUACCAUGGCGUUACAAGCGCCGUGCUCUACCAGCUGAGCUACAGAGGACCACAAGUUCUGCUGAGGGGUGGUGGAUUUCAAGUUCCAUACCAUAAAUUAAUAGUUUGUUGUUUAUCAUAGUCAUGGAAAGGCUCAACUAAAAAUGUAGACUACAUCUUGGCCCAGUCCAUAAUGUCAUUGUUACAUCUUGGAUCCAUCCUAAUAUGUUUAUUUAUCUGUCCCCAGUAACUGCCUCCAUGUAGUGGAGCCCAUGCCAGUGCCGGGCCAUGAUGUGGAGGCCUACUGCCUGCUGUGUGAGUGCAAGUAUGAGGAACGCAGCAGCAACACCAUCAAGGUACUGAGUCUGACCCUUACACACACAGUUGAUUUCAACCUCUAUUAACUGGUGUUGGGUAUGGUUAAAUUCCAUGUGCCCAUAGGCACAACUUAGCCUCUUAAAAAACUCUCCUGAGGUUAAGGGUCACUGAUUGUAACUCAGCUAUGGCGGUCUGGAAAGUUACUGCUAAGGACUUAUUGUCCACUUAGUAGAUGGUUUAUAGCCUUGAGUUAUGUUAUGGCAUGUGCUGGCACUGGGAGAAUGGAACAGAUAAGGAUGCUCUUAUAAUAAGGCCUUCGACCUUGUGUUCUUUGGAUUAUGUUACGGACUCUCAGGAGAACGUUUCUGUCUUCCCCCUUUGUGCACAAUUAUUUUAUUAAACCUUUAAAAUACAGUUGUGGUUCGCCUUAUCCUUUGAAUCCAGCAUUUCCACACCUGAGCAACCGAAGAUUCCCAACUGUGGUAAAAACUGACUGGUGGUAAUGCUAAAGAGGAAAUGGUAUAGGAGCAUGGUGUUUAAAACCAUGACUAAAGGAAUACAUUCACGACUAUCCAUACAGCAUAUACUGUACGUAAGGCCCGACUCUAAAAGUGUAAAUGCCAGAUAAAUGAGAGAACCAGACUGAGACCAUUGUACUGAAAUGCACGUUUUUUAUUUACGCCUUAAUGUUUAUCAGUAAAAUUCAUUACAAUUUCAUUAAGGUAAUGUGAUGGCCGAAUGUUAUACAUUAUGGCUGGCUUCCUGGUAACUGAUGUUGUACAGUAUGGCUGGCUUCCUGGUAACUGAUGUUGUACAUUAUGGCUGGCUUCCUGGUAACUGAUGUUGUACAUUUUGGCUGGCUUCCUGGUAAUGUUAUACAUUAUGGCUGGCUUACUGGUAACUGAUAUUGUACAUUAUGGCUGACUUCCUGGUAAUGUUGUACAUUAUGGCUGGCUUCCUGGUAAUGUUUUACAUUAUGGCUGGCUUACUGGUAAGUGUAGUAGAAGGUUCCACUAUUCAGACCGCAGGUUAUGCUGUGGGUGCCAGAGUGGAGCUUAGUGGUGCAGGUUCCCAGGUGGUCAUCGAAGUUCAGUUCCUUCUCCCAGAUCUCAAACUUCAGGGAAGCCCUGGAUGCCACAUUCAGAAAGUUAAAUACGGCACUCCAGGAUGGGUUUUGAGUAUCAUUGUGCCAGUCUGUCAUGCCACCGGAUUCGCCACCACAUCAAACCUUGACAUAGGGGUCAGGGUAAUUACCAGGCAGAGUCCUCUAGAAGCCCGACACCCUGACGUUUGCAGCAUACAUAAUAAUAAUAAUAAUAAUUUUGCUAGGUAUCGUUAGCUAGCGCCAGUCAGCUGUACCUGCGCCAAAACUCCUGUAUGUUUCAUCCUAUAGCUUGUUCUUCAUCUUUUUAAAGAGUGAGCCAACAUGUUUUCAGCACUUUUAUUUCCAUGACUGAUCAAAUAAAAUGUUCUCAUGCUCUAUCUUGUCUCUCUGCAGCAGACAUGGUGAGCAAUAUGUUUAAAAAAUCUAACCACAAUAAAAUGGCAGUAUUGAAUCACAAUACAUUGAAAAUCGUGAGAAUCGCUAUACAUAUCGUAUCGUCACCAAAGUAUUGUGAUAAUAUUGUUUCAUGAGUUCCAUUUGCAAUUCCCAGCCCUAGUCUUCACAGAGAAGAGUAGAUACAAAUAAAUAAAAAGUCAGAAGGUCAAGGAAAUAUAUUUUAUGCUUUAUGCAAAAUGCAAUAAAGUAAUACAGUACACUCUCGUUACAGGACUUGAUAUGAAGAUUAGAAUGGAGUAGGUCUAACCUGUACUAUGUAGUCUGUAUCUCAGGGGAACUAACCACUGAUGUUUUUUCCCUAUGCCCGCUCUGUGUUUAUAAAGAUUUCACGCAUGCAUCAGCGGUGGUUGAUGGCACUUAAAUUGUGAAGGACGGGCUCUGUUGGUGUCAUGUUUUGGCUGAGAAAAAAAAAAGAAUACAAUUGAAAUGUCAACUUUCAAAUGGUAGCACAAAAAUGGUUGGAGGUCCACACAUCAGAGAAUGUUGACUUGAAUAGGAAACCAAUCAAUAGGAAACCUAUUGAAAUCAUAGAAAUAUAGAUCAUAGAAUAGACAUUCCUGUUUAAGUUGGCAUUUGACCGGCGGUCAUCUUUGUUGUAGUAAUUGGAAGUACAAAUUUCUAUUCAAUAUGCAUUUCAAUUAUGUACCAGCUGUGGUCUGAAGGGAUAUGUCCAUUCUAUGAAUUAUAUUUCUAUGAUUGAAAUGACACCCACCCUGCAUUAUUUAUUUUAUUUAUUUUCAAGACUAUGCUGUAUCUCAACCGAUGGCAGGCACAACACAAACCCCUUAGAUGAUGUAAAAUAGGGUCUAAGCUACAACAUAUGAAAAUAAUCGUAGUUGACGUGUUUUUAGAUCAUUUACAUCAAAGGUAAAAAAAAAUGUUGUUUUAGAGAAUUUGGCGGUACGUCCAACCAGCCUCACAACCGCAGACCACGUUUAACCACACCAGUCUAGGAUCUCAAUAUCAAGCUUCUUCACCUGCGGGAUAAUCUGAGACCAGCCACCCGGACAGCUGAUGAAACUGUGGGUUUGCACAACCGAAGAAUUCCUGCACAAACUGUCAGAAAGCGUCUCAGGGAAGCUCAUCUGCGUGGUCGUCGUCCUCACCAGGGUCUUGACCUAACUUCAGUUCGGUGUCGUAACCCACUUCAGUGGGCAAAUACUCACAGUGGUGUAAAAAUACUUUAAAGUACUACUUAAGUUGUUUUUUGGGGUAUCUGUACUUUACUUUACUGUUUAUAUUUUUGACAACUUUUACUUUUACUCCACUACCCUAAAGAAAAUAUGUGCUUUCUACUCCAUACAUUUUCCCUUACACCCAAAAGUACUCGUUACAUUUUGAAUGUUUAGCAAGACAGGAAAAUUGUCUAAUUCACGCACCUAUCAAGAGAACAUCCCUGGUCAUCCCUACUGCAUCUGAUCUGGCGGACUCACUAAACACAAAUGCUUUGUUUGUAAAUUAUGUCUGAGUGUUGGACUGUGCCCCUGGCUAUCCGUAAAUUACAUAAACAAGAAAAUCAUGCCGUCUGGUUUGCUUAAUAUAAGGAAUUUGAAAACUUUUACUUUUGAUACUUAAGUAUAUUUUAGUAAUUACAUUUACUUUUGAUACUUAAGUAUUUUAAAACCAAAUACUUUUUGACUUUUACUCAAGUAGGAUUUUACUGGGUGACUUUCACUUUUACUUGUCAUUUUUCUAUUAAGGUAUCUUUACUUUUACUCAAGUAUGACAAAUGGGUACUUUUUCCACCACUGAAUACUCACCUUUGAUGGCCACGGGCAUGCUGGAGAAGUGUGCUCUUCAUGGAUGAAUCCCGGUUUCAACUGUACUGGGCAGAUGGCAGACAGCAUGUAUGGCGUUGUGUGGGCGAGCGGUUUCCUGAUGUCAACGUUGUGAACAGAGUGCCCCAUGGACAAUGAACACAAUUGCAUUUUAUGGAUGGCAAUUUGAAUGCACAGAGAUACCGUGACAAGAUCUUGAGGCCAACUGUCGUGCCAUUCAUCUGCUGCCAUCAACUCAUGUUUCAGCAUGAUAAUGCUAGCCCCCAUGUCGCCAUGAUCUGUACACAAUUCCUGGAAGCUGAAAAUGUGCCAGUUCUUCCAUGGCCUGCAUACUCACCAGACAUGUCACCCAUUGAGCAUGUUUGGGAUGCUCUGGAUUGACGUGUAUGACAGCGUAUUCCAGUUCUCGCCAAUAUUCAGCAACUUCGCACAGCCAUUGAAGAAUGGGACAACAUUCCACAGGCCACAAUCAACAGCCUGAUCAACUCCAUGCGAAGGAGAUGUUGCGCUGCAUGAGGCAAAUGGUGGUGCCCCAUGGGUACUGACUGGUUUUCUGAUCCACGCCCUUACUUUUUUUUAUUUUAAGGUAUCUGUGACCAACAAAUGCAUAUCUAAUUAAUUUAUUUCCAUUGACUGAUUUCUUUAUGAACUGUAACUCAGUCAAAUAUUUGAAAUUGUUGCAUGUUGCAUUUAUAUCUUUGUUCAUUUUCAUUUGGUAACAGAAUUUUGAGUUGAAUCACUUAAUUACAAAUAGAUGUCAGUAAAAACACUAUAACUAAUUGGUAGGUCUACCUUUACUUGUUACUUCUGUGAACUUUCAUUAUGCUCCCUCAUGAAAGAGAUAAAUUAGAAAAUAUCUUAAAGAUGCAGUGCUGCUUGAAAGUAUGUGAACCCCUUGUGCAAUUACAGAUCUUUUCAGUUUUUACCAUGAAAUCUUCAUUUAAUCAGAACCAGUCUUUUUGAUCUGACAUAACAGGUUUAUAUUGACCAAUACCAUGUGUUGGUGUAGAGGAAAUCAUGCUUGUAGUAGAAAAACAAAAUUAAAAAGGAAUUAGUGCAGGUGCAAAAAUAAGUGAACCCUAAGUUGCGUUGGUUAAAUCAAGUAGGUAAGUAGAAUCAGGUGGGUAAAUAAUUAGCUACCAAAUGAACCAAUCAAAGGAGAGAUCGUUAGGAAAGAGUUUGGGCGGGACCCUGAUAAAUAGAGAAAAGAAACCUGGUCAGUUUGGUGUUACCCAUCCAGGUGAAUGCGAAGCACACCAUGCCGAGAGGAAAGGAGAUCUCAGAGGACAUCAGGACGAGGGUAGUGAGAGUACAUCAGUCUGGGGAAGGCUAUAAAAUCAUCUCAAAAAGAUUUGAGCUCCAUCAGUCCACUGUGAGGCAAAUAAUUUAUAAAUGGAGAGCAUUUAACAUGACAGCAACUCUGCCUAGAAGUAGUGGACGCCCUUCCAAAAUAUCCCCAAGAGCCACAAGAACAAUAAUAAAUCAGGUAAAAGCCACCCCAAACAUAACAGCUAGAGAUUUGCAGACCUCCCUUGUGGCAUCUCAGGUAACUGUGCAUGCUUCAACAAUAAAAAGAACACUGAAUCGAAAUGCCAUUCAUGGGAGGGUUGCUAGGAAGAAGCCUCUGCUGUCAAAAAAGAACCAAACUGCCCGUCUUAACUUUGCCAGAGACCACCUGGACAAACCGGAAGGUUUCUGGAAGUCCAAAAUUGACCUUUUUGGUCACAAUCAACACCGCUAUGUUUGGCGAAAACCCAACACUGCCUACCACCAAAAUAACCUUAUUCCAACAGUCAAGCAUGGUGGUGGGAAUGUCAAGAUCUGGGGCUGCUUUUCCUCCUCUGGACCUGGAAGACUCCACAUCAUUAAGGGAACCAUGAAUUCUGAGGUAUACCAGGAGAUUCUUUAACAGAACUUCAGGCCAUCAGUCAAGGAGCUAAAGCUGGGCCAAAAAUGGGUCUUCCAACAAGACAACGACCCAAAGCAUUCAAGCAAAUCUACCAAAGAAUGGCUCAGGAGAAAGAAUAUUUGUGUUUUGGAUUGGCCAAGUCAAAGUCCUGACCUAAAUCCAAUGGAGAUGCUGUGGCAGGACCUGAAGCGGGAAGUUCAUGCCAGAUACCCCUCAAACCUCACUCAAUUGGCUGAGUUCUGUAAGGAGGAGUGGGCAGAAAUUACUCAAAAUAGAUGUCAGAGACUGAUUACUGGCUAUAGGAGACGUUUAGUCCAAGUUAUCGCUGCUAAUGGAGGUGCGACAAGCUAUUGACUGAAGGGGUUCACAUUUUUUUUCACAUAAGUUUCUGUUAAAUCACUUUUGUUAAAUAAACAAUGAAAAUAUAUCUUUUUUUUUUCUGUCAUGUACUUGGAAUGUCUUUAUUACGAAUUGGGGUUUAGAUAAGGAUUAUAUGUUUAUUUUCAUAUUUUAUAGCAAAAUAAUGACCAGGGUUCACAUACUUUCAAGCAGCACUGUAUGUGGGUUUUGGGUAACGGAAUUUCAUGGCGCAGGGCAAUGUUUCUUAAAUAAUUUCUCAAAAAUGAAAUAUAAGUGUUGAUAUUGUUUGGCAGGGGUCUUUAGUUCAACAUUAAUGUGUUUUGAUGUAUUUCUAUUACCUUUUUAAGACUUUUUCUGGUAGAUGUUUUCUAAGGCCCCUUUUCCAUCUGUUUGACCAGAAAUCAAAGCCUUUGCUUGUUCCUAAUAUUUAGGAUAGAAAAUUGUUGGAAAAUGUAUAUAUGCCUUAAUUUCAACAACAAAACAUAUCUAGACUCUGCUUUAAUUUGACACCAGAUUUGACAUUCUGCUAUGAACUUCACAUUUUUUCUUAUUUUUUUAUUUAAUAUUUGUACAUACUUUUUAGAUACUGUAUUUGCCAAUGUGAAUAAUAAAUUAUAUAUUUAUAAUAUAGAAAUAAUGUUUGAAAUAUCCCUCUCCCUCUGCUUUUUUUUUGUAAUAAUACAUCAUUUCCUCUCUUUGUAUUCCUGCAGAUCUUUUAAUGUUUGCCUUUGCAUUUCACAAAGCAGCCGAAGGCUUUGUCUACCAAACUUUAAUCAAAUCUGCGUUCUAUCCUCUGUCCCAGGUGACCAUCCUCAUCUACCUGUCAGUGGUGGGCUCCCUCCUACUCUACAUGUUGUUCCUGCUGCUGGUUGACCCUCUGAUCCGUAAACAUGACCCCUAUAUCCAGCCCCUUCACAACGAAGAGGACUCUGAGGUAGGCCAACUUUUAAAUACACAUAAGCACACGCAAAUUAAUGAGUUACGUUACUGUUUGAAUUCUGGAAGGUCAGAUAUACAGGAGCUUUAUUUCAUUCAUCAAUUGUAGAGUGCCAGCUUUGCUCUUCCACACAGUCACCACACAGAGGGAUCAUAAACUCACAUUACCUAUCAGUUAAGCUUGAUGUUUUGAUGAUUUAGUUCUCUCUGAUACCGCUAAGUUUUGUUGAGGUCAACCGGUGAAGGUCAACAGGUGAAGCACACAGGUGUGUGAUGUCCUUUGUCUGUAACGUCCUGUGCUCUCUCUCUGUCUCUGUCUCCCCUCACAGGACAUGCGGCCACAGCCUGAGGGUGCCAGUGCUGCUCAGGGAGGCAGAAGUAACACAGUACUGGAAAGGGUAGAGGGGGCACAGCAGCGGUGGAAAAAACAGGUCCAGGAACAGCGCAAGACUGUCUUUGACCGACACAAGAUGCUUAGUUAAACCCCAAUGGCUGACUUCAGAUCAGAGGCUAGAGUCACCUCCUGAGCUUUGUCCACAUCUGCUGCUGUUGUACUGUCAUUAGCUACAUCGUUGUUGUUCAGGAUUUCAGUUCCUUUGCCAUUUCAAUACAUUCCCACCACGUUUAAGACAGUUUAUGUACAGUAAUGUUGUUUGGAAUGAUGGCUGGCCCAAUUGUCCUUUGUUUCCAAAAUGAUGGUUGCUGUCAUAACUCAAAAGCUAAAGAAUACAGAUGUGAUAGAUGUGUAUCGAAAUGAGGAGUAGAACAAAACAGCAUAAUGCAAGUUGCAGUUACAUCAUCAUCUCUGCGUCAUACACUGAGAAUACAAAACAUUAAUAGACAAUUGAGACAUGGAUUGUG
This is a messenger RNA of Coregonus sp. 'balchen', 10730 nucleotides long. The record is from the annotation of a GenBank genome assembly. NCBI's taxonomy places the organism in Eukaryota, Metazoa, Chordata, Actinopteri, Salmoniformes, Salmonidae.